Hevea brasiliensis (rubber tree) is the source of this 797-nucleotide messenger RNA. RefSeq names its product cell wall / vacuolar inhibitor of fructosidase 2-like. The transcript has a single exon. Gene Ontology annotation, biological process: negative regulation of catalytic activity. Gene Ontology annotation, molecular function: enzyme inhibitor activity. Bases 149 to 706 code for a protein of 185 amino acids. Lineage: Eukaryota; Viridiplantae; Streptophyta; Magnoliopsida; Malpighiales; Euphorbiaceae. The record is from RefSeq and is a predicted model, not a curated record.
UCCUGACCAAACCAUAAGCCGCGAGUUCUAACUCAAACCAAACCAAUGGCAACGUCAAGCUCCACUCCUUUAUAAGUCUCAUUUCAAUUCCCACUCUCUCCCACAAAGAGUAGUAGUGAGAGACUAUAAUCUUGCUUCACUCUCGCUAAUGGGCUCUACCAUUUUUUUGUUGCUUCUUCUUCUCUCCCUAGCAAUCCCUCAAUUCAUUUUUCAGCAACGACUAAAUUUUGUUAAAGGGGACAUGGAUUUGAUCCAAAAAACAUGCAAAAACACCAAAUACUAUGACCUUUGUGUUUCAUCUCUCAAAUCCAAUGCCAAAAGUUCAAAAGCAGACACUAAAGAGUUGGCACUAAUCAUGAUUGGUAUUGGAGUGGCUAAUGCCACAGCUACAUCUUAUUAUUUGUCUUCUCAUUUGCUUAACGCUACUGCAAACCACACAAUCUUGAAGAAGGUCCUAAAAGAUUGUGCAGAUAAGUAUAGCUAUGCAGGUGAUGCUCUUAAAGCUUCUGUUAUAGAUAUGGGUAUGGAAUCUUAUGACUAUGCUUAUAUGCAUAUUAUGGCUGCCGCCGAUUAUCCAAACGCCUGUCGUAUUGCAUUUAGAAGGUGCCCCGGAUUGACUUAUCCGCCGGAGAUUGCAAAUAGAGAGCAGCGUUUGAAGCAUAUAUGUGAUGUCGUUUUGGGAAUUAUUGAUGUUCUUGGUUGGUAAAUUGUAAUUGUCUGUAUCCACCCUUUAAUGCAGAACGCACUUAAUUAUUGUUAAUAAUUGGUUGGUAAUUAUUAUAUAUUCUUUUAGCUUC